AUGUCCUUCUUCGGGAUGAACCGGAACACCCGGCUCCUUGCCCUUGGGUCGGGCUGUCUUGUGGCCAUUGGCUUCAAUCGCUUCUGGAUGGCGGACGACUCGAUCUCGACCGAGACGGUGGCCGCCAUGGCGGCUCGCGCAGCCACUGCGGCCACCACCGUCUCCGACGCCGGGCGUGUCCCCGGGGCCCUGGUUGGACCGGCCCCGGAGAAGAUCAAUGUCCCCGAGGCCCGCAUCGCCAGCCUCACCCUGCCGGCGGGGUUUACUCCCCCCUCUGAAGAGGAGCGCCUGGCCACCUUCAACCAACUGUCUCCCCGGUAUGAUGCUCUGGUGCAGGGCAGCGAAAAGGUGUCCAUGCUGCGGGCGGACCGCGAGUAUAUCGCCAGCCGGGCGCAUGGGCACGUCCUGGAAGUGGCCUGCGGCACCGGGCGCAAUGGCGAGUACAUCAAGCCCGGGCAGAUCCGCAGUUUCACCGCCGUGGAUUUCAGUGCCGGCAUGGUGGCCGCGGCUCAGGCCAAGGCCCGGGCGCCGGAAAACCGCGACCGCCUCUGCCCGGAAGUGGCCCACGGCCGGUACCUGGUUGCCAGCGCCCAUGCGCUGCCCUUCGCCGAUGGGGUUUUCCAAUCGGUCAUGGCCACCUUCGCCCUUUGCAGCAUCGAGCACCCGCAUGCGGCUCUGUUGGAAAUGCGCCGCGUCCUGGAGCCCGAGGGGGGUGUUCUGCUGCUGAUGGAUCACGGCGCGUCCACCUUCCGUCCGAUGCAGUGGAUUCUGGACUACAUGCUGCCGGGGCAGCUGAAGCGCCACGGGUGCUAUCACAAUCGCAAUGUUUCGACCAUGGUCACGGCCGCCGGGUUCCGCAUUACCGAGAUCCAGCGCCGGCAUUUCGGCACAUCCGUGCGCAUCAUCGCCACGCCGGAUCCGGACUUUGUGCCGCCCCCCCCGGCGGUGGCUACGUCGGCCGAGGCCGAGGCCGAGGCCGCGGCCUCGCCGGCCACUGAGGCGGCUGCCGCUGCCGGUUCCGACCUUGUGACGGCGCCCGCCUCCUAG
Messenger RNA from Fonticula alba, 1047 nucleotides. RefSeq lists its product as hypothetical. NCBI's taxonomy places the organism in Eukaryota, Rotosphaerida, Fonticulaceae. The record is from RefSeq and is a predicted model, not a curated record. The coding region runs from base 1 to 1047 and encodes 348 amino acids. The transcript has a single exon. Gene Ontology annotation, molecular function: S-adenosylmethionine-dependent methyltransferase activity.